AAACCCUAAUUUUUUGAAUUUUCUCCUUCACUGAGGGUUUUCCUUCGCCGGUUCCAUCUAACCCAAAAAAAACCUUGGAAAAAGCUUCAGGAGGUUCCAAAAAUGGCCCCAAAGAGAGGAGGAAAGGUAGUUGUGCCGGCCAAGAAGAAACAAGAGAAGGUUGUGAAUCCAUUGUUUGAGAAGCGUCCAAAGCAAUUCGGUAUUGGAGGAGCUUUACCUCCAAAGAAGGAUCUGCACCGUUUUGUGAAGUGGCCUAAGGUUGUUCGCAUUCAAAGGAAAAAGAGGAUCCUUAAGCAGAGGUUGAAAGUCCCACCAGCACUGAACCAGUUUACAAAGACUCUUGAUAAAAACCUUGCAACAAGUCUGUUCAAGUUGCUCCUCAAGUAUAGGCCGGAGGACAAGGCGGCCAAGCAGGAACGUCUCCUGAAGAAAGCCCAAGCUGAGGCUGAAGGAAAAGCUCCCGAAUCAAAGAAGCCAAUUGUUGUAAAAUAUGGACUCAACCACGUUACCUACCUCAUUGAGCAGAACAAAGCACAAUUGGUAGUUAUUGCUCAUGAUGUGGAUCCCAUAGAGUUGGUAGUAUGGCUCCCUGCAUUGUGCAGAAAGAUGGAGGUUCCAUACUGCAUUGUGAAGGGGAAAUCACGUUUGGGAUCGAUUGUCCACAAGAAAACUGCUUCCGUCUUAUGCUUGACUACUGUCAAGAAUGAGGAUAAGUUGGACUUCAGCAAAAUCCUUGAGGCUAUCAAGGCAAACUUCAAUGACAAAUACGAUGAGUACCGGAAGAAGUGGGGAGGUGGUAUCAUGGGGUCCAAGUCACAGGCCAGAACCAAGGCAAAGGAGAAGCUUCUUGCAAAAGAAGCUGCACAGAGGAUGACUUAGAAAUACCAUAGUUUCUCCCAAAGGCGGCUUGGGUUGUACUUUUAUUUUCUAUUUUUCUUGAUUGAUUAAAUGGCCCUGAGUAGUCAGCUGCAACUUGUGUUUAAGUGGAUUUGCUUUCCCCUUUAUUGAUUUUGAUGGAAUUGUCAUUAGAAGUUCAUCUUUCAA
This is a messenger RNA of Gossypium arboreum, 1044 nucleotides long. Its product is annotated as 60S ribosomal protein L7a-2. Gene Ontology annotation, biological process: ribosome biogenesis. The record is from RefSeq and is a predicted model, not a curated record. Lineage: Eukaryota; Viridiplantae; Streptophyta; Magnoliopsida; Malvales; Malvaceae. Gene Ontology annotation, cellular component: ribonucleoprotein complex. The transcript has 7 exons. Bases 103 to 879 code for a protein of 258 amino acids.